Molecule: messenger RNA, 2020 nt
Organism: Monomorium pharaonis (pharaoh ant)
Lineage: Eukaryota; Metazoa; Arthropoda; Insecta; Hymenoptera; Formicidae
Product: galactose mutarotase
Exons: 6
Biological process (GO): beta-D-galactose catabolic process via UDP-galactose, Leloir pathway; glucose metabolic process
Molecular function (GO): aldose 1-epimerase activity; carbohydrate binding
Source: RefSeq, a predicted model, not a curated record
UAAAAUCAUGUUUAAAGAUCGAAAAUUUUUUCAGCGCGCAUUCUAAUGAAUUUGUGAAUGUAAAUAUUGUAUAUGUAUAUUAUAUUAGAAAUAUCGACACUAAGAUUGGAACCCGUAUUUAUAAUCAAAUCUUAUAUUUAAUGCCUCUUUAAGUUACUUUCAAAUACUUUUCAGACAAUAAGAUGAUUUGUGGAGUAAUGAUAAAUACUUUGAAUAAAAGAUAUGGUUACAAGUAUGGGCAUUACUCGAAUAGUAUUGUCGAGUAAGGCUUAUAUUUAAUUAGUUAUAAUUUUUUUUAUUUUAUUAUGUCAUGCUCUAAACGUUUUAUAAAACUUGACUAUAGUUUUCUAUUCAAUAGCAGCACAAUUAAUUUUUUUUGCAUAUACUUCGUAUAAUGUCAAGAUGACAGAAUACAGAAAAUGACAAUACCUAUCUCUUUCGUAUCAAUCAAACGAAAGUUUGAAAGAAUGCAUUUAAGUUGCUGACUUCAAUGUUGCAAAUUUGAGGCUAGAUGUUUCCUUCAAAAUCAAACUUUAGUGUGGUUGUUCCAGAUUAUCCCUCUUGAGUGCAAUAAAUCGAGAUAUAUGACACAAGUGAAUGUAAUUUAAAGAGUUGUAAAAGACGGUAAUAAUUGUUAAAGUUCUUAUCUUCUUUUGAGCAUUGCAUCAUGUCUUACGGAGAUACUUUGAUCGAAGAGGAUGGUUUUGGAUUUGUGCCAAGAUCACCUGGUAUUACAUUGGAGAAACCACGCGAGAUCGUCAGAAGGUACACCUUGACAAAUAAACACAAAGCGAUCGUUCGUUUGAUAUCCUGGGGUGCCAGUAUUCAGUCAAUCAAAGUUCCUAAUCGAGAUGGUAAAUUGGCCGACGUUGUUUUAGGAUUCGAUGAUAUGAAUGGAUAUUUGAAGAACAGAUACAUGGGAAGCAUCAUUGGUCGCGUUGCCAAUUGCAUUUCUGGCGGUUUGAUGCAUCUCGACAACGUAAUUUAUCCUUUGUCGAUUAACGACGGGAUUGGAAAGGAUCGUUUCAAUGGCGGUACAGUCGCGUUCGACAAUACUAAUUGGCAAUCGCAGAUAGUGAACAAUCGAGUGGUACGAUGUAACUUAUUCUCUGAAAGUGAGCCGCAAAAUUGUUAAAAUUAUUGCUUGUUUUAUAUUGUGUUCCUUGACGAGGUGAUGUCGCAUUUGAGCCAAAGUUACAGCCAAGGAUAUCCCGGUGAUGUAUUAACGCAAAUUAAUUACAUUUGGACGGACGAUAACCAACUUCACAUUAACAUCCGUGCUACGUGCACAAGCUCAACUCCCGUCAACAUUACUAAUUACUGCUUGUUCAAUCUCGCCGGACACGGUACAGGGGCGAAAGAAUUGAAGAAACAUGUCCUCACCGUCAAUGCCGACAGUUGGAUCUUUAUGGACGUCAAGAAUAACUUGCCGACCAACUUUAUAUGUCCAGUGGAUGGUACGGCGUACGAGCUGCGUUUACCAGUGCAGUUGAAUCAACGUCGAUUAUUUGAUAUACCGGGUGGUGGUUACAACCACAAUCUAUGCAUCAACAGUCCCAGUUACAUGUGUUACCGUUUCCACGCUCGAAUUUUGCACCCUACUUCCGGACGAUUUUUGGAAGUUUACUCAAAUCAUCCUGCAUUACAAGUCUAUACGGGAAAUAAGUUGCCAGAUCAACGCGUUUAUCCUCCUGAUUUAGAAGAUCAUAAAUGGAAAACUCACAAGAAUGCACAGAUUAAUUCCUCGAAAUCGAUAAAGGAAAUCACGAAGAAAAUCGCAACGGAAGUUUAUGGUAAAGGAGGCAUUCCCUACCGCCGUCAUGGCGGAUUUGCUUUAUCGCCACAGAAUUGUACUGUUAAUUUUGAACACUUUCCAUCCUGCAUGCUGUAUCCCGGCAAGAUUUAUAUGCAUGAUAUGACGUACAAGUUUGGAGUGCUUUCUGAAGAGUAAAAUAUUUUUUAUUAUUUUUAAGUUAUUUUUCAAUAUUUUUUUAAAUGAAGAAUUUCAAAGAGAAAUAAG